Messenger RNA from Linum tenue, 470 nucleotides. The record is from the annotation of a GenBank genome assembly. NCBI's taxonomy places the organism in Eukaryota, Viridiplantae, Streptophyta, Magnoliopsida, Malpighiales, Linaceae.
GCUCCCCUUCCAUUUCCCCACCAGAACUUUUCUAUUGCCCUAUACCUUGCUGAUGACCCCGAUUCCUCACUUGAAGCUCCUAGGAUGCUUGAUGUGAGCAUAAAUGGGGUGACAUAUUUCAAGAGAUUGAGUGCGACACAAAUGGGUGCUCUUGUCUUUGCCAAAAUGUGGCCUCUCGGUGGUCUAACCAAUAUAACUUUGACGUCAGUUGCUGGUUCGACCACUGGUCCAUUGAUCAAUGCAGGGGAGGUUUUCAGAUGUUGCCCCUUGGUCAAAGAACUGAUCAUACGGGAGACAUAAUAGCUAUUGAACAAUUGAGAAGCGGUUUCAAGAACCCGCCAGUAUCCUUGGACUGGAAUUACUUGCUCAGAAGGCUGCAGAAUUCGUGUGGUUACAUUGGAUUAGGCGAGUAUAGGCCUUGCUGGGUCGAUAUCACAUGGGAUCACUAGGUUGACUGCACUAACAAACAU